Messenger RNA from Callithrix jacchus (white-tufted-ear marmoset), 2920 nucleotides. It is a transcript of the gene TACC3, whose product is annotated as transforming acidic coiled-coil containing protein 3. NCBI's taxonomy places the organism in Eukaryota, Metazoa, Chordata, Mammalia, Primates, Cebidae. Gene Ontology annotation, cellular component: cytoplasm. The record is from RefSeq and is a predicted model, not a curated record. Gene Ontology annotation, biological process: mitotic spindle organization; cerebral cortex development; nuclear migration.
CAGCCCUCUGUGCUCCCGAGUAGAAUGAACGCACCCGCUUGGGGCCGGUCCCUUGUCUGCCCAGAGCCGCCCUCGUGGCUCCAUAGUCAGUAAAAGCCCCGCCUGACCAGGCCUGGGCCUGCUGCUCUCCCGCGCUCCUCCAGGCCGUCGAAAGGCUUCCUCCGAGUCACUUUCUCCCUGAGUUCCAGGCUUGCGGGUCCCCCAGCGAUCCAGCACCCCUUCCCCUGCGCUGUACCCGGUUGUUAAGGCCAAAAACCUAAGCGUCGUCGGGAAGUCCCAUUUGUGCCAGUGGUCGGGCUCGGGUCUGGUCUGGCCUCUCCUCCUCGGGCAGAAGCCUGAGGUUUCCUUGCUUCCCUCCCCACCCACACAGAGCACCACAGUGGGCUUCUGAAGCCACAGCACCGACCUGGCCCGGCUGCCCCUCCUUCUCCAGGACCCUCCCUAACUUUGCUCUUCGAAUCACAGCCUCCCAGGUGUCCACCAUCACCAGAAUGAGUCUGCAAAUCUUAAACAAAAAUGUCAGCAGUGAGAAAAGUACAGAAAACUGCGACUUCCUGUUUUCACCCCUGGAAGUUACCGGAAGAUCAUCUGUUCUUUGUGAGUCACAGAAAGAAAAUGUGCCACCCAAGAACCUGGCCAAAGCUAUGAAGGUGACUUUUCAGACACCUCUGCGGGAUCCACAGACGCACAGGAUUCUGAGUCCUAGCAUGGCCAGCAAACUCGAGGCUCCUUUGGCUCAGGGUGACACCCUGGGACUGGAAAACUCUCACCCAGGGCGGACACAGAAGGACAACCAACAGCUCAUUAAGGCAGUGGAUGCCAAAACUACUCAUGGAAUUAUCCAGAAACCAGUGGAGGCUGACACCAAACCCCUGGGGGAUGCAGGCCCAGCCUUUGGGGAUGGCAGCUCCAGUGAACCUGGCCCGGGCGCCCUGGCUGACCUGGACUGCUCAAGCUCUCCCCAGAACCCAGGAAGUUCUGAAAACCAAAUGGUGUCUCCAGGAAAACUGUCUGGCAGCCCUGAGCAAGCCUUGGAGGAAAAUGUUCGUUCUUAUUCCUUAGACAAGGGAACGACACCCACCUCUGAGCCCCUAGGAGACCAUCCCAGGACAGAGUCCCAACACAGAGUGGAGCCUCUGCACAGAGCCGAGCAGGAAUGCAGGCCUGGCGGGGUCUCUGUGCCCACAGCAGUGGCCACUUGGCCUCCUGGUGUGAACUCUGAGGAAGCAGUCGGAGGAGCGCCCCUUGUGGGUCUGCCUGGCGAGGCCCUGGCCUGCCCCGUGAGUGUGGGUACCCCCAUGCCAGCAGAUGGCACGCAGACCCUUACCUGUGCGCACACCUCUGCUCCUGAGAGCACAGCCCCAACCCUGAGUCCUCUGGAGGAAGCGGCUUCGGGUCAGAUGGUCAGCUCCUCAAGGACUGAACCCAUAAAACUUGAAUUUGAUUUCUCCGAUGGCACCACCCCCGCGCUGGCUUCUCAGGGCUCUUUUCACCUCGACUGGGACAAGCUGGAGUACCCAAACUUCACCCCGUUCGGAGGUAGCACGAAGUCUAGUUGCAGAGAGGCCCAGCCUCCAGAAAGCCCCAAGACCAGGCUGGGCCAGCCGGCAGCUGAACCACGGAGUCCCAUGGAGGAGCUGGGCUCCCAUCUGAGCCAGCAGCUGCUUUCAGCCUUAGCAGAGGACACACCUGUGGUGCAGUUGGCAGCUGAGACCCCAGGAGCAGAGAGCAAGGAGAGAGCCUCAGACUCUGCUAGCACCUCGCUUCCCAUGGGCUGUCCGGACAGUGAGCCAGUGCCCACCCAUCAGCAGGGGCAGCCUGCCUUGGAGCUGAGAGAGGAGCACUUCAGAGACCCCGCUGAGGUUCUAGGCACAGGGGCAGAGGUGGAUUACCUGGAGCAGUUUGGAGCUUCCUCGUUUAAGGAGUCGGCCUUGAGGAAGCAGUCCUUAUACCUCAAGUUUGACCCUCUCCUGAAGGACAGUCCUCAAAGACCAGGGCCCGUGGCCACAGAGACCAGCAGCAGCACGCACGGUGUGGAGGAGCCUCCCUCAGGAAGUCCGCGGGAAGCCACCCUUGUGGAGUUGGAUUUCUUGGGAGCACUGGAUGCUCCGGUUCCAGACCCACCCCCAGGUGUCCCUGCACCUGGCGGCCCACCCCUGUCCACCGGGCCUAUAGUGGACCUGCUGCAGUACAGCCAGAAGGACCUGGACACGGCGGUGAAGGCGGCACAGGAGGAGAACCAGGAGCUGAGGAGCAGGUGUGAGGAGCUCCAGAGGAAGAACGUGGAGCUGGGGGUGAUCAUGGACAGGUUCGAGGAGGUCACAUACCAGGUCAUGGAGGAGGUUCAGAAACAGAAGGAACUUGCCAAAGCCGACAUCCAGAAAGUUCUACAAGAAAAAGACCAGCUGACUGCAGAUCUGAACUCCAUGGAGAAGUCCUUCUCUGACCUCUUCAAACGCUUUGAGAAACAGAAGGAGGUGAUUGAGGGCUACCGCAAGAAUGAAGAGUCACUAAAGAAGUGUGCAGAGGAUUACCUGGUGAGGGUCACCCAGGCAGGCCAGAGGUACCAGGCCCUGAAGGCCCACGCCGAGGAGAAGCUGCAGCUGGCAAACGAGGAGAUCGCCCAGGUCCGGAGCAAGGCCCAGGCGGAAGCAUUGGCCCUCCAGGCCAGCCUGAGGAAGGAGCAGAUGCGGGUCCAGUCACUGGAGAGGACCGUGGAGGAGAAGACUAAAGAGAAUGAGGAGCUGACCAGGAUCUGUGACGACCUCAUCUCCAAGAUGGCGAAGAUCUGACCCAGAGCUGCAGCCCCUCCUGUCUGUCCGUCUGUCCAGUUCUUUUAGGUGUCGUUUUCUUGUUCUGUCUAAAGCUAGAUUGCUUUGAAAAGAUGACUAAAUAAAGUUUCCUUUUGGUGUAAACUGAA